Fusarium graminearum PH-1 is the source of this 783-nucleotide messenger RNA. RefSeq lists its product as uncharacterized. The record is from RefSeq and is a predicted model, not a curated record. The transcript has a single exon. NCBI's taxonomy places the organism in Eukaryota, Fungi, Ascomycota, Sordariomycetes, Hypocreales, Nectriaceae. Gene Ontology annotation, cellular component: cytosol. The coding region runs from base 1 to 783 and encodes 260 amino acids. Gene Ontology annotation, molecular function: deaminase activity.
AUGCCGAAAGGUCAAUCCAAGGUUCCAGAGCAACUAAGUGCUUGUGGAUUACUCGGGCCUGAUAUCCUUCUUACGCAUGGUAGUGGAACGACACCUGAACAAGCAUCCCUUCUCACAUCGUUCGGGACAUACAUUGUCUCUACCCCAGACACCGAAAUAUUCAUGGCCUUAGGCGCAGACCCUGUAGCCUUCAGAGAGGACCUCCCACUCACAUGUCUCGGUGCAGACUGUCGCUCUUGUGGGCCUGUUAACAUGAUAUACCAGAUGCAAAUGGCUCUGGCAAGUGAUCGAGCAACGCAGAACACCAAGACCUUUUCUUCAGGACAUUACCUUGGGAAACCACGAGCUAUUAUACAGGCAGCUCGUGUAAUAAACAUGGACAAAGAAAUCGGGUCUAUCGCCGUCGGCAAGUUGGCUGAUCUGAUCAUCUUUGACACGUCAUCUCCUUCACUUGGCUGUGCAGCUGAGAAUGAUCCCUUGACAGCUAUUGUUCGUCAAGCCGGGGUCAGAAAAGUUGAAACAGUCAUUGUCGGUGGCAAAGUGCGGAAGCGUGAUGGGGUGUUACAGGAUGUAUACUUGGAUGAGGGUUCUCGCGAAGGUGGGUUUGACUUGCAACAAGAGGCAGCAGUUACAAGAAACGGGCAUUCAUGGAAACAGGUAGCCGAGGAGCUAUCAUUGAGUAGAAGGGAUAUCCAGGAGAGGAUUGGAAAGACUAACAGAGACUUGGCCAAGUCUAAAUUGCUCGGUAUGCUCGGAGGUUUAGAUGGUAUCCUGGUGGAUUGA